Molecule: messenger RNA, 1489 nt
Organism: Ictalurus punctatus (channel catfish)
Lineage: Eukaryota; Metazoa; Chordata; Actinopteri; Siluriformes; Ictaluridae
Exons: 3
Coding region: 518-1261 (247 amino acids)
Source: RefSeq, a predicted model, not a curated record
AUACUUUUUUCUCCCUUUAUUCCUCUUGCCGUUUACCUGUUAUUUGCCACAGGUGCAGACUGCGGCAUAUUCCCAGAAAUGUACGCAACUUGGACAGCCUACGCUUUCUGAAUGUGGCCUCUGCAGGUUCCCUCUCAUUCUCAAUCGGACUUUGGAACUGCCAAUCUGCAGUCAACAAGGCAGAUUUUAUUCCUUUGUUCCUGAGGACAACCUCCUGGACACCAAGCAGUCUGGCUUCAAGAGCAAUCACUCCACGGAGAUUGCUCUGCUUUCCAUCACUGAAGCCUUACGACUAGCAAGAGCAACCUCUAGAUCAUCUGUCCUCAUCCUACUUGACCUCUCUGCUGCUUUGGACACUGUGAACAAUCAGAUCCUCCUGUCAACUCUCUCCAGCCUGGGCAUCACUGGAACAGUUCUGCGCUGGGUGGAAUCCUAUCUCCCUGAAAGAUCCUUCAAGCCUGACGAUCCAUCCGUCUCCGCACGCAUCUCUGCUUGCCUGUCGGACAUCUCGGUCUGGAUGAGGGAACACCAUCUUAAGCUCAACCUGGCAAAAUCUGAGCUUCUCGUGAUCCCAGCCUGUCCCUCAAUCAACUACAACCUCACUGUACAGCUCAGCUCAACCACACUCAAGCCAACCAGGACAGCCAGGAACCUUGGGGUGAUUCUUGAUGACAACUUGAGCUUUACAGACCACAUCUCAACAACUGCAUGGUCCUGUAGGUUCAUCCUGUACAACAUAAAGAAAAUCAGACCCUACCUCACCGAACAGGCUACAGAUACUAGUCCAGGCUCUUGUUAUCUCAAAACUGGACUAUUGCAACUCACUACUUUCGGGCCUCCCAGCAGCUCCAUCAAACCCCUUCAGAUGAUUCAGAAUGCUGCAGCACGCCUCAUCUUCAACCAGCCCAAGAGAACCCAUGUCACACCCCUCUUCAUCUCCCUCCACUGGCUUCCUGUAGCUGCCUGCAUCAAAUUCAAGGCCUUGAUGCUCACCUACAAGACCUUGUCAGGAACAGCACCCUCCUACCUCAACUCUCUCCUGAUGGCUUACGUUCCCUCUCGCAAUCUGCGAUCGAUUAGCGGCCAACGUUUAUUAGUUCCCACUCAGCGUGGCGCAAGGUCCCUUUCAAGAACCUUCACACUAACUGUUCCUCAGUGGUGGAAUGAACUUCCAACCUCAACCUGGACCGCAGAAUCUCUCACCAUCUUCAAAAAACAGCUAAAGACCCACCUCUUCCAUGAACACCUAACCAACUCAUAAUAAAAAAUAAAAAAUAAUCAUUUUAAAAAAUGCACUUACACCUCUACUCUGCACUUUGCUUCUUCUGGAAUUCAGUUAAUAGAUCUUGUAUGGUAACACUUCUUGUAUUGUUCUCUGCUUGAUAUAUCGCUUUGCUUGUAUCUUUCUCAUUUGUAAGUCACUUUGGAUAAAAGCAUCUGCUAAGUGAAUAAAUGUAAAUGUAAAAAGCCUUUGGUUUGGUUCUUAAAA